AUGAACACAGGAUUUGGAGGGACUGGCUUUGGGCAACCUGCGGCAGGAGGUUUUGGCCAACCAGCAGGUGGUGGUUUUGGCCAGCCAGCCGCUGGAGGAUUCGGUCAAGCCGCCCAGCAAGUACCUGGUGGUUUUGGUCAACCUGCUGCUGGAGGUUUUGGACAGGCCGCAGGUGGUUUUGGUCAACAAAAUACCGGAUUUGGACAGCAACAAGUUGGAUUUGGACAACCUGCUCAAGGAGCCACAGGAUUUGGUCAGGCAGGCGGUCAAGGUGCAGCAUCUGGGUUUGGUCAACCUGCGGCAGGAGGUUUUGGUCAACAGAAUGCUGGAUUUGGACAGCAAAAUACUGGAUUUGGUCAACAGGGUGCCGGAUUCGGUCAGCAAACUGCUGGUUUUGGCCAACCAGGUGCAACAGGUGGAUUUGGUCAACCUGCUGCUAAUGGUCAAUUCGGUCAGCCUGGUGCAACCACUGGCAUCGGACAGCAACAAACUGGUUUUGGUCAAGUAGCUGGACGUGGGGCUACAACCGGAUUUGGACAGCCAGCAGCAGCAGGUGGAUUUGGUCAAGCUGCUGCAACUCCUGGAUUUGGUCAACAAGCUGGUGGAUUUGGACAAGCCGCGGGUCGUGGGGCCACAACCGGAUUCGGCCAACCAGGAGCAACAGGUGGAUUUGGUCAACCUGCUGCUGGAGGUUUUGGGCAGCCUGGUGCAACCACUGGCAUCGGACAGCAACAAACUGGUUUUGGUCAAGUAGCUGGACGUGGGGCUACAACCGGAUUUGGACAGCCAGCAGCAGCAGGUGGAUUUGGUCAAGCUGCUGCAACUCCUGGAUUU
Trypanosoma theileri is the source of this 834-nucleotide messenger RNA. RefSeq lists its product as uncharacterized. NCBI's taxonomy places the organism in Eukaryota, Euglenozoa, Kinetoplastea, Trypanosomatida, Trypanosomatidae. The record is from RefSeq and is a predicted model, not a curated record. The transcript has a single exon. The annotation marks the transcript as partial.